UAAACUUAGAAAAGUGUUAUUUUGGAGAUUUGACCAUAAUUUAUUUAACAAGAUAAUUUAAUAUCAUGUAUAAAAAUGCGAUUCAUUGAUUCGUGUUCCUCUCUCCACACCAUUUCUGACACGGUGACACCUCAUCUCUCCCACCUCCUUCUCCGUUCCGUUCCGUUCCGUUCAACAGUCUCCCCCGUUAAAGAUUAGAUCAAACCGAACCAAUAGUCGCUGAGAUUUGACCGGUGAUUAAUGAACUCCACCUCGAAUCAGUUACUUCAGCCGAUGACGAGCUCUAUCUCCGACCUCUCUCGCCGGAAACGGAAGACAAAAUCGCCGCCGUUGGUACCUCCCUCUCCAUCGACGAAAUGGAGAUCGGAGAAGCAGCAACAGAUCUACACCACGAAGCUUGCACGUGCCCUAACAAAGCUUCGAAUCGCUCAAUCAUCCUCCUCACACUCUUCGCCUCCUCACACCGGUAGAGCCGUGCGCGAAGUCGCUGAUAGCGCCUUGGCGGUUACGGCAAGAGGCAAAACACGGUGGAGCCGAGCGAUACUAUCCAAAGCCGUUAAUCUCAAACUCAGGAAACACAAACGGCCGAGAAUCUCUAAUUCGGUUACGUCUCCGGCAAUCACCACCGGGAGUCUCCGGUCAAAGACACAGACAGCGAAGGUUACGAGGGUUAAAGCUAAAGGUAUGCCAUCUGUACAGAGAAAGGUGAAAGCGCUGAGCCGGUUAGUUCCGGGUUGCCGUAAACAGACGUUACCCGUGGUUUUGGAAGAAACGACGGAUUAUAUAGCUGCCAUGGAGAUGCAGAUUCGCGCCAUGACUGCUAUUCUCUCCGCCGUCAGCUCUCCGACAGGUCAUGAAGGGGGACAAACACAUGUGCUUGGUUAGUUGGGCCAAACUGUGUUUCUUUUUUCUUAUAUAAUUUUUAAAAAAAAAAAAAAAAACUGUUUCUCGUUAUUCUUCACUGUAUUGCUUUCUGUUUGAAUAUUUUACAAAUCUAUGUCGUCAUGUAUAUCCUUUUUCU
Messenger RNA from Brassica napus (rape), 1021 nucleotides. Its product is annotated as transcription factor bHLH147-like. Gene Ontology annotation, biological process: regulation of DNA-templated transcription. The transcript is spliced from 2 exons. NCBI's taxonomy places the organism in Eukaryota, Viridiplantae, Streptophyta, Magnoliopsida, Brassicales, Brassicaceae. The record is from RefSeq and is a predicted model, not a curated record. Gene Ontology annotation, molecular function: protein dimerization activity. Bases 241 to 885 code for a protein of 214 amino acids.